Messenger RNA from Amoebophrya sp. A120, 521 nucleotides. NCBI's taxonomy places the organism in Eukaryota, Dinophyceae, Syndiniales, Amoebophryaceae. The record is from the annotation of a GenBank genome assembly.
CCGCCCUUCUUUGAUGUGUGCUCGUGAAGGCCGGCCGCGGUCAGUUUCCCCAGAAACUGCUGGCGGGGCGCUUGCGUUGUGGCCCGGCAAGCGGGCUUUUUCCGCGCGCCCGCCGCGCGCGCAGAGGCGCGCCCCUUGGGUGCAUGUGCUCUGUCAUCGGCGCCCCGGCCGCGGGCUGCCCGGCUGCACAAAGGAGGGCGGGCGCGCAUCUGCCGGCGCCGAAAGCGGGCGGCUUGCUGGGUCUAGUGCGGCGUAAUUCGUGGCACAUGAUUUUGGCGCUCGCCCUUUGGCUGCUCCGCCAUCUUUUGUGCGUUUAGUUCUCUGGAUCAACUUUCGCCUCCGUUGGCGGGCGGACGUAAGUAUCUAUGUCUGUGCGUGUUUCGUGGGUUGCCGAUUGAUCUUCGAUAGGCGCGCGCGUGAUGGAUAUCUAUAUGUUUGAUGUUCACAGGCACGCAGGGUAGCAAGCACUACAUGGCUGACGCAGCCGCAUCUGCAGACCCAGUAGCUCACUCUGCCUCUAC